Prorocentrum cordatum is the source of this 1841-nucleotide messenger RNA. NCBI's taxonomy places the organism in Eukaryota, Dinophyceae, Prorocentrales, Prorocentraceae. The record is from the annotation of a GenBank genome assembly.
GAGGCCUCGACGAUCCCAGCGGUGACUUUGGCUUCGGGGUUGGGUCGGGGUGGCUUAAGGCGAUGGUGGUGCGCGCUGAAGCGGCCUGGCAGCAGGCGCGCGCGGCGGCGCGAUCGCGCCGGCAGACUGAGUGGCACCGCUGGGUGGAGGGCGGCCCUGCGGCGCGCCUGCGGUACUUCGAGGGGCCCUGGAAGGCGAUCUGGCAGGCCCCACCCGCACCGCCGGUCGCGGAGGAGUGGCUGCAGCGGAAGAAGCCGGGGCUCGACGCUUGGGCUGUCAGCGAGCUCCGGUUGCUGCCUGCCGAGCUGCACGGAUGGAUCGCCGACCUGUUCGAGGAGGUGGAGGCCCGCGGCGAGUGGCCGCGCGAGCUCGCCGAGGCGGAGGGCCUGCUGCUCCCAAAGCCUGGGGGCGGCCAGGGCCCGCUGGAGCGCCGGCCGAUCUGGCUCCUUCCGAUUCUUUAUCGGCAUUGGGCGGCCGGGCGCGCCCGCCUCUUCGCGCAGUGGCGCUGCGCUUGGGAAGGGGAUUCCUGGCGCCGCGGCGCAAACGAGCAGGCGUGGGAGUUGGCCUUGGAACUCGAGUCCGCCGACGCCCUGUCCGAGGAGGUCGUCGGCGCAGCCCUCGAUUGGAGCAAGGCGUACGACCAGGAGCUCCUUCAGCGCGCCGAGGGGGUGGGCCCCUUACUGCGCGCUGCGAGGGACCAGGGCGAAGCCGCGUGGAAGCAGGCGUCGGGUGCACAGGCUGCUCGGCUGGUCGAGCUCGUCGGAUUGGUGCGCCCGCAGGGCCAGUUGCUCAUUCGUCUCGCGGGUUUGGCGCAGCAAGACGGCUUCGCGCCUGCCGACGCACAGCUGUUGCAGAACGCCUUGGCCACGGCAGCCUCGAGCAGCGGCGGGGCGUGGAAGUCGCAGGACUUCGAGCAUUUCCCGUAUUUCUUGAGUGGUGAAGUGUGGGCCGUGCUCAGCGACCCCCAUGGGGACGUCUUGCACAAGGCUCGGUCUGUUCUGUCGUUUCUCUCGUCGAAGCUGGGCCUCAAGAACCCGUCAGAAGGCACCCUCGCGCACGUGACGGCCCUCGUGGCGAUCUGCGUAGAUGGGGCCCCAGCGGCCCGCAGCAUGAGCCCCCACUUCUUGAAAGACACCUUUGACCACAUCAAGACGAUGUGGAAGGGCAUGGUCAAGGCAGAGCCCUUGGAGAAGAUGGCCGCGCCCCCAGCUGACCCCGACGCGUUCCGAGCUGCGUUCCCCGCCACGUGGGCCUCUGCGUACGGCGGCGGUGGUCCUGCGAGCAUCGGAGUGUCUUUCGUCGAUGUCUCCGUGGUGGCUAAAUCGUUCAAGUGGCGCGAGAGGCAGCGCGCAGGGUCCGCGUCGUCGGCGCCACUUUUGCAGGCUCUGCAGACUAUGAUGGGUCAGACGCUGCAGCAGCCUCAGCAAGAGAGGCUCGCGAACGGUGCGGUGUUGACGUUCGCAGGGAAGCAGCCGCGCAGCCUCGCUGGAGGGGCCCCGCAGGCGAAGAAAGCGAAGAAGGUGGACUCUGUGGAAGCAGCGGCCAUGCAGGUACACGCUGCCAUGCAGCAGGAGAAGGAGACCAAGGCCAAAGCGAAGGCCAAGGCGAAGCCCGCUGCCAAGACAUGCGUGCUGAAGAAACCAGCGUCGGCACCUGUUGGCAAGGCGGCGGUGGUGACCAAAAUCAGCGUGGAGAACACGCGCAGCCAGUGCGUCGCGCACUACGGGAGGGGCCCUGGCUCGACCAAGGUGUUCAAAUGGGGCCCGAACACAGGCUACACGAAGGAGACGUCCGAGAAGGCCGCCAAGCAGUGGAUCGAGAAUCGGCUGCGCGUCGGCUGA